UUUGGAAUCUAAGCUUCCUGCUUAGGGUUUCAGGCGCUUUUUUGUUGGAUAUUAGCUAUUUUUGGUUGUUCGAAGAAAUUGAAGGAAUUUAUAGUUUGGAAAUUAGGGUGUUGAUUGAAGUUCUUGUCAAAAUUGAGAUCAUCGUGGUUUGACUUCUAUCUUUGUUGUUUUCUGAGUCUGGAUUCUGAGAAAAGUUUGAAAACUACAUUUCGAUUCUUGUUUUGAGAAACUUUUGGGGACUUAUAGGGAUUGUGAACAUCUCUUUGGCGGGAAAAAGAAAUUUUGAAUGGCAGAAAGAAUGGAUUUAGGGUUUCCAAAGACACCUGCUAGUAGUUUGAAGGAACAGUUGGCAAGAGCUACUCUUAACAAUUUGAGAUCUCAAGGGCACACAUAUGUGGAGCUUCGUGAGGAUGGAAAGAGGUUCAUAUUCUUCUGCACUUUGUGUCUCUCACCGUGUUAUAGUGAUUCUGUAUUGUUGGAUCAUUUGAAAGGAAAUCUGCACACGGAGAGGUUGUCUGCUGCUAGGGUUACAUUGUUUGGACCAAAUCCUUGGCCUUUUAAUGAUGGUGUUCUCUUCUUUAGUAAUGCAAUUGAGAACAAGAAGCAGCUGGGAGUCGUGAAUGGUAGUCAAAGUAGAUUGUUGGAGUUUCACAACAAUGAAAACAAUCUUGCCAUUGUGAAAUAUAAUGGUUUGAAUCACUCUGGUGAUGAGCUUAGCAUGCAUGAGAAGAGAAAGAAUGGCAAAGGAGGGAAUUCUGAUAGGGUGAUUCCAUAUGUGCUUGUUAAGGAUGAAAUUUCUGAUUUGAAAGUGAAGUUUUUUGGUUUUGGACAGAUUGCUGCAAGGUUUUGUGAGAAGGAUGAUAUUUCAAAUGGAAUUAGCAGAAUAUGGUGUGAAUGGCUGGGGAAAAAGGAUUCACACAAUGAGGAUAAGGUUAAGGUCAAGACUCCAAAGCAUGAGUUUGCCAUUGUAACUUUUGCUUAUAACUUUGAUCUGGGUAGAAAGGGGUUGCUCGAUGAUGUCAAGUUAUUACUCUCAUCUGGUUCCCCAGCUGAAUUGGAGAAUUCUGAAGGCAUCAAUAGGAAAAGAAAAAAGUCUUUUUCUGACCCAGAGGAUACCAGUGAGUCUUUAUGUAAUCAGUAUGAUUCAUGUGGGGAAGAUUCUUCAUCUUCAAAUGGUGCUUCAUCAAGAUUGGUGUUGGCUAGAUAUGAUGAUCAACUUUUGCAUGCAAGAUUCAUAUCAAGUAAGGCUGUAAGGCGAGAGUUGAGACGGCAACAACGUAUAGCAGCUGAAAGAAUGUGUGACAUCUGUCAGCAAAAAAUGCUCCCUGAGAAGGAUGUGGCAACACUCAUGAACUUGAAGACUGGAAAACUUGCUUGUAGUAGUAGAAAUUUGAACGGAGCAUUUCAUGUAUUUCAUACUUCUUGCCUUAUACAUUGGUUACUUCUCUGUGAGCUUGAGAUGAUUGGAAACCAGGCAGUUGGGAAAAAAGGAAGGCGAAGAUCUAGGAGAAAAAGUGCAGCAAAAAACAAUGAGGCAAGGAAGGAUGGAGAAAAUAAAGCUACAGGAAACCAUAUUUCUUCUGUGCUCUGCCCAGAGUGCCAGGGCACUGGUAUUAACAUUGAGGGGGAUGAACUAGAAAAUCCAAUUAUCUCUCUUUCUCAAAUGUUCAGAUAUAAAAUUAAACUCAGUGAUGCAAGAAGAGCAUGGAUGAAAAGUCCCGAAGUGUUGAAGAAUUGUUCAACUGGUUUUCAUUUUCCUUCUCAGUCGGAAGAUGUAGUUCAGGAGAGGGUUUCAACUCUAAAAUUGCUGCGGUUCUACAGAGCUGAACAGGUUAAUGAACCAUGAAAUUGACCUUGGCUUUUAUUUCAACAAGUAGAUUGUAGUCUUAACAAAGGUCUGUAUCCUGUUGUACAGGUAACUCUUGUAUUGUAAUUAAUGAAGACCAUCCAUACAUUGAAUAGCACUUUUGCAAUGCGGAUAACUCUGUUUUAUAUUGCGAUGUACACUGGUUGAUCAUUACCAACUUUU
Molecule: messenger RNA, 2029 nt
Organism: Rubroshorea leprosula
Lineage: Eukaryota; Viridiplantae; Streptophyta; Magnoliopsida; Malvales; Dipterocarpaceae
Source: the annotation of a GenBank genome assembly